GCCGCGUCCACGUAGCAAGGUAGUCGUGCUACACGCUCGCUGAGUACCGAGUCUACACAAGUCGCGACUAUAUAUGACUUGCGUGUUCUGUGACUAAUCAUUUGUGACUGUGCUGUGUUAUUUACAAUCAUUAAUUUUCAAACAUGAGCUUCGAAAAAUGUGUCCGUGUAAUACGAACUUAACUAGCACUUCCAAAUCAAUAAAACUAUGAGCCAAGUGUAGACUUAAAGCUAUUUGCCCUAAGCUACUUACAAUGGCUUAAUAGCUAUUCACCUACUACUGUAACUAGAAAUGGUUAGAAAGUGUUAGAAUUUAAAUUAAUAAUGUUGAUAAGAAGAUAAGUCUAGGUCAAAAUGGCAAUGGUAAUAUCACAAACGACGAAGGCAGCCAUUGGUGGGUUCCUGGCUCUGAUGAUACUUGGUGCUGUGCUAGUGGUGGGAGCGGCUUUGGGGUGGUUCGAUCCUAGGAGAGACGAUGAAGAUACUCCAGGAAAAGUCAGCCCUAGGCUGCAGGGAAGAACUUCCUUUGUUACUCAUCGAGCUGUAAAUCCAGAAGAGAAUAGACUUCCAGUUGUGUCACAGUCUUCACCACAUUCUAAUGGAGAGAAAGCGGAGAAUGGAAUCAGUGUAAUGACAUCAGCAUCCUGCAAAUGUAGUCUCAACGACAUCUCCCAAAUCUUAGAGACGAUGCCUGAGCUGAAGGGUCCGCCUGGACCUCAAGGGCCUACAGGUGAUGAUGGAACAACUGGAGCUCCUGGAAAAACGGGUCAAAUCGGAGACCCAGGUCCAGCUGGUCCUCCAGGGCCAAAAGGAGACCGAGGGGAGAGAGGCGAAACGGGGUCACAAGGAGUAGAAGGACAACCAGGACCGAAAGGUGAACCAGGGCUUGACGGUAUCGUUGGACCACAAGGACCCCCUGGUCCACCUGGGCCACCUGGUCCUGCGACUUCUGCACUUAUGGAAUCAACGGGAUUGUACGGGUCCGGUAAUCCUGUGUCUAGGCCUUCGGGGGAAAGAGGUCCUAUGGGCCUCCCCGGCCCUCAGGGCGAGAGGGGUUAUCCAGGGAACAAGGGGGAAAGAGGAUUACAUGGCCCCAAAGGCGACAAAGGCGAACGGGGCAAUGUGGGUCUUAGAGGCCCGCAUGGAGCCAAAGGGGAAAGGGGCCAACCCGGACGCGACGGCUCUCCAGGUUUACCCGGCGCCCACGGUCGUCCAGCUGAAAAGGGCGAGAAAGGCACAAGAGGCCCUCCAGGUCUUCCAGGUCCCGCGGGCUCAGCGAUAUCUGAAAAUUCCGUAUUGGGAGAUAUAGCAAGAAGUGGGCCUCGGGACGUCGCGAGGGGAAUGAAAGGGGAGCGAGGCGAAAAGGGCGAAAAGGGUGAAAAAGGACUGCGAGGAAUGGAAGGUCCCCAAGGUUUCCCUGGUAAUGACGGGAGACCUGGUGAUCGAGGCGACAUUGGACCGUCUGGAUUACCAGGAACACAAGGACCUCCGGGCUUGACUGGACCUAAAGGAGACAGGGGAGAACCGGGCCCUCCGGGUCCUAUAGCUAUAAAUAGGGAAGAAGCUGCGAUUUGGACAAAGGGUGAAAAGGGGGAGGCUGGACCAAGAGGUAAACGGGGCCAUCCGGGACCUCCAGGCCCUCGAGGUCCUCCCGGUGUCCCGGGACCACCCGGAACUCCAGGCACCAAUGGACCCACUGGCGACAUUGGUUUACCCGGAUGGACGGGCCCACCUGGCGCCAAUGGACAACCAGGUCCGCAGGGUCCAAAAGGCGACAAGGGUGAUUCAGGACUGAGCCCGCUCGAUUUGAGCAAGAUAAAAGGCGAAAAAGGCGAUAGGGGAUACGAUGGCACACCUGGAAAAGAAGGACCUAGGGGACCCCAGGGUCCUCCAGGUACGCCGGCGACAAACGUUCAAUAUAUCUCUGUACCCGGCCCGCCUGGACCCCCAGGUCCACCCGGCCCCGCAGGGAGUCUCUUCGCAAAUGAACUUCCCACCGAUACAUUGACCGAUAGCCCCGGAGUUAAUAGACGUGAACCCGGAUCAGGUAAACUUCGAGAUUCUUUGCAAAUUCUGAGGAGCUUAAACCAUCCCAUGCAAUAUCGCCCAGAGCCAUAUGGUUUCCGUGACCCGUUGGACCCCCUUGGGGAAAAUACGGAUUUCGAAGACGAUGAGGAUGGGCGAACUAUUGUCGGGACGGUCAUAUUCAAGACCACACAAUCUCUAAUCCGUCUAGGAACGGCCUGCCCAGUGGGUACAGUUGCAUACAUAAUACAAGAGCAAGCUUUACUGGUUCGUGUCAACAACGGGUGGCAAUACGUAGCGAUGGGAUCCUUGCUGGCUUUAAACACUGCCCCUGCCAAUGGACCAACGAGAACACCAUUCCAAACCAUUCUAGAAACUUCUAGCUUAGUCCAUCACAAGAAUCCAGCUGGGGAGGGACCAGUCUUACGUCUAGCGGCGUUAGAAGAGCCACGCAAUGGUGACAUGCAUGGCGUAGGCAGCACCAAUUAUGACUGUCAGAGAGAAGCUCAGAAAGCUGGUAUCGACGGCACUUAUAGAGUUUUCCUGACUUCCCGAGUCCAAACCAUCGAUUCUAUAGUAAAUUUCAUAGACCGUGAGGUGCCAAUAGUGAACGUGCGAGGUGACGUUCUCUUCAACUCAUGGGGAGAAAUGUUCGAUGGAUCAGGUGCAUUGUUUGCGCAUGCACCAAGGAUCUACAGUUUUAGUGGAAAGAAUGUCUUAACCGACCCGCUAUGGCCAAUAAAAGCUGUUUGGCAUGGCGCGACACCCAAUGGCGAACCAGCUAUGGACGCGUUUUGCGACGCCUGGCAUACAAGCAGCCCUGAUAAAAUGGGUUUGGCGUCAUCACUGCUUUCUAACAAGCUGUUGGAUCAAGAAACAUAUUCGUGUGCCACUAGAUUAAUAACAUUGUGUAUUGAAGCAACGCCAGUUGAUACAGUGAGGAGAAAAAAACGAUCAAAAUAUCCCGGAGAAAAACUCUAUUCCCCAAAAGACUUCGAUGGACAAAUGAACGAAACUAGAGGUGUAUUAUAGAUGUUAUAUUCUAGAUAUUUUUCCAAGUAAGAGGAAAUGUGAAGACUGUAAAUAAAUAUAAAGAUACUGAUCGUAGACGUAUUGAGGUUUAG
This is a messenger RNA of Hyposmocoma kahamanoa, 3148 nucleotides long. RefSeq names its product collagen alpha-1(XVIII) chain-like. The record is from RefSeq and is a predicted model, not a curated record. The transcript has 23 exons. Bases 354 to 3056 code for a protein of 900 amino acids. NCBI's taxonomy places the organism in Eukaryota, Metazoa, Arthropoda, Insecta, Lepidoptera, Cosmopterigidae.